Molecule: messenger RNA, 1500 nt
Organism: Fopius arisanus
Lineage: Eukaryota; Metazoa; Arthropoda; Insecta; Hymenoptera; Braconidae
Product: keratin-associated protein 5-1
Exons: 4
Coding region: 227-1267 (346 amino acids)
Source: RefSeq, a predicted model, not a curated record
ACCACUCAAAAAAUAAACUUUGGACAUCAACGCUAAAUUACAGUGCAAAUAUCAGAAAAAAUAAAAUUAAUUACAAUGACAAGUUCAAUUCCGUCAUUCAUCUUUUCUCUACAUUUAGUUUUUCAAUAAUCCAAACAUGCUCGUCUCAGUGAAAAUAUCCAUCAAGAUGUAGACCCGAUUUUUUGGUUAUUGGGUAAUUUUUAUACAAUUUAUAAUAAAAUUCAUCAUGUCCUGCUGCGAAGGUUCUGCUAGUGGCGAACGUUUUCCAGGGACUGGAUGCUGUGGAUCCAGCUGUGCCGGGGGAAGAUCCGGGUGUCUGGCGUCCGAGCCGCGGAUACGAUCUUGUAUGUGUCAAGAGAACGUAGGGUGCCUGGACAGGGCAGAUUGCGGGGGAUUUCGACCGAGAGGUACAGCCGCCACUGGAGCGUGCCCUGGACCGUGUCAGUGCGCUGAGGAAGAGGCAUGGAACAGUAAUUCACCACCUAGACCGAAUUGCGAGUGGCUCUCGAAUUUCAGCGAGUUGAGAAGACAGUGGAGUGAUCAUGGAAGGAAAAAUAACUGCAAGUGUUGCCGCUGUGCUCCACCAAGACGAGUAGCCCCUUGCAGACCCUGCGUCCAAACCGCGAACCCCUGUUCAUCCACCACCAAACCCUGCACGUUCGACGAAAGAUUAUCUGGAGGUGCUUGCGGGGGAGGCUCCUGCGAGGACCAGCAGGGCUAUCCAGGUUCUUCCACGGCCAACCCCAACCAACCCUGUGCCCCAGCACCAAAACCCAUCCUAAAGCCCCGCAGUUGCUGUCAGUGCAUCGGCAACUACUGCAUGUGCCAGCCAAUGCCACGUAAUUGCAACUGCCCGCCACCCCCUCAGGUUGACGCCCGAGCGGACCGCGAAUGCUCGUGCGAGUGUCCCUCGUCCCCCGAAUGCGCGUGCCCCCCGAGUGAAAGAAAGUUCCCAAAGACGAAGGUCCGAUGCCCAAACGCAAAACUGUGCUGUCCAACACCGCGACCACAGCCUGGCCCCAAGUGCAAUUGCUCCAGGUGUCAACCAUGUCUUCCACCGCCAUGCGACCCGUGUACGUCAACAAAAUGUCGACCACCGGUGGUUAAAUUCCCGCCAUGUCCACCGGAGCCAUCUUGUCCACCUUUCAAGGGGCCACCGUCGUGCGCAGGCUGUCAGGGACCACCAACUCCACCAUGUGCCUCCGGUAGACCCCAGACCGCCAGCAGAUUAGGCUGCAUGACACCCUGCAGACGACCAGGUAUGUGACGUGGCAUCCGGUAGGUCAUGAGAUUGCCGUGCAAUAUCAGCAGAACACCCGGAGCUUCUUCACCUGGAUGAGCAACUUUAUUAGCAGCAUAGGUCAUUCGACACUCCUACCCAGUCCACUUGCCCUCAUAUCCUUCACCCUGAUGAUUCUGCUCGGUGUCACCCUCUCACUUGGUUUGACGCUGUACGAGCGAUAUUAUAAGACUAAAAAAUUGUGCUCCAGAUGUCGAUAA